AUUUACGAAGAGGAUCUGUGGGAGGAACAUUUUGAGGAGUGGGAGUCUGGUAAACACUCCUCGUUUGAUCACGUGGUCAAGAGUAAUGCAGGCCAGCUUUGCGCCGUCGCCGCAAUGCGGACAAUAAAAAUGGCAGAGGCGCACCAUGAAAAGUACUUACAGACUUACAAGUCACUACAGAAAACUGGCAAGAACUAUAAGAAGGUAUGUUGAAAGUCGAGGCUGUCAAAGACUCUGCAUAAAAACGCUAUAAACCAGUCGUCCAAAAAUUUGAACGGAAAAGGAUNUGUGGGAGGAACAUUUUGAGGAGUGGGAGUCUGGUAAACACUCCUCGUUUGAUCACGUGGUCAAGAGUAAUGCAGGCCAGCUUUGCGCCGUCGCCGCAAUGCGGACAAUAAAAAUGGCAGAGGCGCACCAUGAAAAGUACUUACAGACUUACAAGUCACUACAGAAAACUGGCAAGAACUAUAAGAAGGUAUGUUGAAAGUCGAGGCUGUCAAAGACUCUGCAUAAAAACGCUAUAAACCAGUCGUCCAAAAAUUUGAACGGAAAAGGAUAUUUUUGACGGAAGAAGAAUGCUUCCUUUCCUUAUUUGUCAGUACUUGGUGAAUAAUAGCAAUGCCAGCACGCAAGGCCCGGAACUUUACGUCAGUCGAUUCUUGCCUUGGCAGGACGGUGGGGAGAGCGGACGACCCGACUGUGAACUACAUCACCCUUUGCUUCAUUCGCUGACAAGUAGCAGGCUCAACCACGAAAAUCUUCAUGGACUGCUAGUACAGUCGAACCUUCACUAACGGCCACCUCUCUACAACGGCUCCUUUCUUCUAUCCCCAAGGUGACCGUUGUGGAGAGGUUCAACCGUAGUCUAAUAAGAAUCAGCUCCCAUUCUGAAAAGGUGCCUCUCAGGGUGAUAGGGUGGUAGGGCGUGGUCUCAAAUGGGUGUCUCCUUAUGGUGUAAAGGAUGGCUGAAUUUAUCUCUUACUUUCCUGGACAAAAUGUAAAUAAUUUUAAUAAACCCCAGCGAUAGCUUAAGAAAAGGAUUUCAUUAAUGAUCACUUGAUGAUUAUUGUGUUUUAUUUGAGGUUAAAACUACUCGACUGCGUUUCGUGUGGUGAUCUAGAUAAAUAACCUUCCCUUAAUUGAAAUGUGUAUUUGCCACCUUGUCAAGAAGUGUACAAUCGUUUCAAGUUCAGUUCAUUCUUUGCGGAACUAAGUUCGAAGGUGAUUGCGUUGUUACGCAUAGGAUCUGGAUUGACUACUGUAAUUCUUGCAAAUUUGUGAAGAGAGGACCUAUGUGGAUUUGGUUUUAUUAUCGCUAGAUUAAUUCAGUGAUAGUCCAUCGAAUUGAGAGUUAUUUAAUUAAGGUUUUCGAGAGAUUAUAAGGGUUGACUGUUUUAGUGGAGCGAGAAAUUUUUUAGGAGGAGGAUUGUAUGGCUAGACACUGACUGAAAUAACGGCUGCACAGGAGACUAGACUUUGUGUCAUGGGGUGUGUUAUAUCAGUGCUAUCGUGAUGUAGUUCUACAAUACUCAGUGAAUUGGGAAACGUUUGUUCCACUAGGUUUCUAUAUAGUGAGAUAUUGUUUUCGCCACAGUAUUUUAAAGGAGCUGAAUUAAGAGCCUUUUUUUUCUCUUUGCAGUUAAAGCAGCAACUGAUGGCCAAAGAAACCAAAGUUGUAAAGCAGGAACCGGUCCGACAGCCUGGAUCUGAUUCUGCCUGGGAAAUGCGGGAACUUGAAAUGAAGAUCGGCGAACUACAUCUGCAAAUCGACAGCGAACGAAAGCAAAACGAAGAUCUACAACGUAAAGUCGAAGAACUUACGACAACAAUAGGAAAAGAGCGAAAAAAGUACAAAAAAAUAAUUGAAACUUUGGCCAACGAGGUUGAAAGGCUUACAAAUCUAGUGAAGGCACAAGGAAGGAAUGGAUAUCAUUUGAAUGGACAUAAAAUUAACCACGAAAGACAAGACAGUAUUAAAAUGGGAACGAACAACCAUCAUAUGGAUACUUUUCCUUUAUCGAAGGAAAAUGAGAUUAAACAAUUCUACAUAUUGUAA
This is a messenger RNA of Porites evermanni, 2056 nucleotides long. The record is from the annotation of a GenBank genome assembly. Lineage: Eukaryota; Metazoa; Cnidaria; Anthozoa; Scleractinia; Poritidae.